Plasmodium yoelii is the source of this 954-nucleotide messenger RNA. RefSeq names its product PIR protein. NCBI's taxonomy places the organism in Eukaryota, Apicomplexa, Aconoidasida, Haemosporida, Plasmodiidae. The record is from RefSeq and is a predicted model, not a curated record. The transcript is spliced from 3 exons. Bases 1 to 954 code for a protein of 317 amino acids.
AUGGCUGAUGUUUUGUGUAGAGAUUUUGAAACUAUAUGGAAGUUUUUUUCUGAUGAAUUGAACAAUUCUAAAGAAUAUUAUUUUAAUUCUGGAAUGCUCAAGAAUUAUUGCCCUAGUAAUAAUUGUGACACUAAUAUCAAGAAGAUUAACGCUGGGUGUUUAUGGUUAUUUAAUGCAUUUUUUGGUAGAUCUGGUACUUCAAAUUAUGGAGAUAGAUAUAAGGACGUGGUUUUAUGUAUUAUGAUAUGGUUAAGUUAUAAAUUAAGCCUAAAUCCAUCUGAUAACAUCACCACAUUAAAAGAUUUUUAUUCGAAUAAUAUCGAAAAUAACGAGGAGUACGAUAAGCAUAAACCUAAUGAUGAAAAUUAUACCAAUUAUAAGAAAAUGAUAGAUGAAAUGAAGGACUAUAUGGAUAUUAAUAUUAGUCAUAUGUCUAAAUUUUAUGAAUUACUUAAACUAUUAUGUAAUAUGAAUACUGCUAAUACGAAAAAAGAUAAUGAUAGUGUUUUUUUACAAUAUGCUAAUCAAUUUGUUAAUAAAUAUGAAGAACUUUUUAAUGAUGAUAAUAAUAAUGACAAUAAUUCAUACAAUAAAGUAUUAGGUGUUUUUUCCAAAUAUUAUAAUAAUUUUGGAAGUAACACACUUUUUAGUAAUACACCAAAAAAUCUUCCUCCAUUACCAACAGAAAAAACAGGCAAAAAAGGAGAAGCAGUAGAUUCUAAAGCAACUGAAAUAACUGUAUCAUCGAGUGGAACCGAUAAAUCAAAUCAUGUAAAGGAAAACCCGAGUUCUAACAUCACAUUGCCAGGUUCAUCACUAGUAAAUAAAUUAAUUCCAGUUUUAUCGAUACUAUUUGCAAUAGCGAUUUUUUGGGGAAUUGCUUAUAAGUAUUCGUUAUUUGGAUUUCGAAAAAGAGCUCAAAAACAAUAUUUAAGAAAAAAACUAAAAAAAUAA